ACCCGUGGUGAAAGUAGCCGCGGCGGGCGUGUUAUUGUUGGUACUGGCGGCUGUGUGUGUGUGGAGAAUUUCCUCUCUCUCUCUCUCUCUCCUCUCCUUUACUGUCCUCAGGACGCCCAUUUCCCGUCCUAGCCACCGUCAGCAUGGCGGCCAGGCUUGGGUAAACUCGUCGCUGGGUUAUAUAUGCCGUCCGCUGCCUCAAAUGGCUAAAGGAUUCUGCGUCUGUCUCAAGUCAAGAGUGUGUUCUUGAAGAAGGUGUCUAAGUCUCCUGGGGAUCUCUUUAGAAUAUAUCAACUCCCGUCGGCGUCAUGCCGGGCAAAAAGAAGAAAUACAAUGCGAGGUUUCCUCCGGCGAGGAUCAAGAAAAUAAUGCAGACAGACGAAGAGGUCGGGAAGGUGGCGGCAGCUGUUCCUGUCAUUAUCUCUCGAGGCCUGGAGCUCUUUGUGGAGUCUCUGCUUACCCGCGCAGGAGAGAUCACCUCUGCGCGCCACGCCCGAACUCUCACCCCUGCUCACUUGAAACAGUGUAUUAUGGCAGAGAGGCGAUUUGACUUCUUGCAGGAUUUGGUGGCUUCAGUAGCAGACAUCAAUGCUGAUGGAGAAAUGGACUCGGGCUCCCCGACCCCCAUCAUAACCGUUACUCCUAUUCCCCCAUUUACCAGUCCAGAAAAUACGCCUGCCAGUCUUGCGCCACACAUUCUCUCCAACCUAUAUUCUCCGACACCAUCAGGUACUCCAGCAUCAAUAAUGUCAUUGUUGCUCCAGCGGAAGUACUUUAACAGUCAUCUAUCAGGUGAAAAUGUGAUUGAAACUAAACCUUCAAGAGGGAGAGGGAGAGGCAGAGGUCGCAGCAGAAGCCUGGGAUCUCCGACAAGCACGCCUCCUGCUGGACGUGGAGCACCCCGACCUCGGGGUCGCCCAAGAAAAAUUAUCCCUCCAGUGGUACCCGUUGAGGAACCAGACUCGGAUGAUGCGCUCUCGCUUGAUGUUGAUGUUGAUGUUGACGAUGAAUCAGAAGACACAGAUACAGAUGAAGAAGUCAUAUCAGCUGCAGAGCAUUCUGGUAACAGUAGUAGAGAUUACGGGAAGUCUCCGUCUCCUGCUUCCGCUCCCCUCAAAUCUUCCCCGUCACAGCCAUCAAAACAAGGGAAAAGCGAGGGUUCUCCGCACGUUCCUGGACUACAGAUCUCUGUUGGUAGAGGGUUCAGUUUGGGCGGCACACCUGGUAAAGAUAACGAGGUUUCUCCACGUCCGGUCUGCACCUCUCCAGCGGUACUUCCUCCAAGUGCAGCCAGUUCGAGCCCCAUCCCAGCAGGCAUUCAGAUUACCAUCCCCGGUUUACCUGCAGCAUUACCGUUGAGUGGGAUGCCACCUACCACUCAAAUCUCCAUUUCUCCUGUAUGCACCCCACUCGCUACUGAAACACGCCCCUCAUUUGGGGUCCCCGUUCCGGUGAUAACCUCCGUUUAUUCUUUAAAGAACCAGCUGGCUUUUUCCAAUUUACCCGAAUCACCACCUGCUCAUUCCCAAACAUCCAGCAACCAAGUUGAUGAAGACUAUGAUUCAUAGCUCAUUUUUUCUCUCUGAUCAGACUCUGGAAUAUGAUAUUUACCCCUGUGUUUGUACCUCCCCUUUUAAGUUUAUUCAAUAUAUGUGUAACUAAUUUUUUCAGAACAAAACAUAUAAUAUACCUCUUUAGUUUUUCUAGCAAUGUCUUUACGCUGAUUAGUUGCUGCCAAAAUGUUUCGGGAGUGUAUUGGAUGUGACCAACGUUCAGUUUAUGAGAGCGUAUGCUUCAAAUGUGACAAAGUACAUAAGAAUAUUGUGUUUAAAUGUUGAUUUUUUUUUUUUUUUACAAUGUUAAACUUCACAAUACUCCUACAGUUUAAUGAAGUGUUAUUAUCCAUUGCUCUAAUUUCCAUACUGUAUUGUUGGCUUAAUAGGUAGUUCCUUAUUUAUCUUGUAUUAUUUUAUGCAGUGAACAUUGAUCUCUAAUUUUUAUCCUGUAAACUCUUUCCAUGCAUUUAUUUCUUAAACCUAUUUUUCAGUGUUUCAUGAUUACUUUUCUGUGGAAGCCUUAUGCUGUUCUAUCUAUCCGUAAUUCCUGAACUGUAAUACAUAACCUUUAAGAACUGUUUGACCAGACCACACACUAGAAGGUGAAGGGACGACGACGUUUCGGUCCGUCCUGGACCAUUCUCAAGUCGAUUGUGUGUGAAAUUUCGCCUGCAUAUAAGAACUGUGUCAUAUUUAGGUCUUGCUAAUAAUUUCUGUAUCUGAUACUCCCAUUAUGGACCAAUAAGCCUCCUUUUAUGAGUAAAUAGGGUUACAUUUGGUAGAAGCCUUUAUCAGAAAGUCAUGAUAGAGUGCACUAUUUGCUUUCUCACAUUUGAAUCAUAUCUCUGUUAAUUUUCAGUGUGUAAACAGUGAUAAAGACAUAUUGAAGUGUGUCUUUUUCGUUAGAUUUCAACAACUCGUGAAGCCAUUUUUCAGGGGUUUAAACACCAGAGUAUUAAUAAUUGUGAUAUAUUGGUGCGGUAAAUGAUAAGAAUAGACUUAAAAUACCGUUAAGCUUUUGUGAUAUAUUGGUGCAGUAUAUAUGACAAGUGUUUGUUCAAAUAAAUUUGGAAUGGGCCUUUUUUUUAUUAUUGAAAUUGUAACUUUACAAAAUGGUUGACAAUUUUUUGUAUAGGUGGUCAGAUACAUUAUUAUUUUUGUAUCUUUUAUUCUAUAUCGUAUGCUUUCUAAUCUCCGGUGACAAUGCAGCCAGCAAGAUGAUGCUUUGGCCCAGUAUGAAAAUUUGACGGUGAGGUAGUUAUUAGCUCUGAAUACCAGUCGGUAACCUAUGCGACCCGGCCUGGCUAGGAUUGAAUCCACAAUUGGUACAUUGGGAGUCCAUAGCAUUACUUUCCGUACUUGGUAACCAGUUAAUCAGUUUCGAGUUGGAGUGCCUCCUUUUUUGUCAAGCAUUUUUGCAUUACAGUUUGACAAGUAACUCUAUGAACUUGACAUUUGACAUUAUGCAAAAUCAGUUUUAUAAAUCCUAUUUAGAAAAGUAUGUCUUCAGAAAGUGUAAUUCAACUCUAAUUUUGGUGUUAGCCUAAAAUCCAAUUUUAGAAUAAUGAUAAGAAAAAGACUUAUUUUUUAGCCUGGAAUAAUGUCUAUUUUUAUUUCAAUCAUUCAGCGUUUCACAUUUAAUUUCUGCACAUUUCUCCAAUAUGCCACAGAGUAUGUGUUUGUAAUUAUUCAGAUUGCGAUUGUGUUAAACAUCUUGACUGGUGGUAGGUAAUUUUUGGAGGUCAAAAGUCGGCAAAAUAAGACCAUGGAUUGAUUUCUUAGAAAGUUGUUGUGCUCCUUUGCCCUCCAAGAUAACCUCCUGUGUGUGUAUAGUUUUAGUCCUGAAGGCCAAAUGUAAGAUGUAAUUGAAAAUGGAAUUUUGUUCAUAUUUUGGAAUGACUUGGGUUGCUAUAUCCAAUCAAAAUAACUUGUAGCGAUAAUAUAUUUUACUGUACGUAAGGCAGCUCUUUAAAACACGUAGUUCAACAUUUCUUACCUCUCGACAAACGUUUUGUUGUCCGGUAAAGGUUACAGUACUUCUUUAAGGUGAUUAUUUCUAUUUUUUCAGAAUGGGAGACUACGUUAAUACAUCAUUUACUGUGUCAGUAUUACUCUGAAUAAAUGAUUCCUUGCAGUUAUAUGCAAAAUGCUGAAUCACAUAUUUGCUAGAGUAGCACGACCUGGAACACUUAAUGUUUUGGAAAGGAUGUUCAUAGUUUUUUAACAAAAAUGUUGUGUAUUAAAAUAAAAAAUUUGUCACGA
Molecule: messenger RNA, 3818 nt
Organism: Procambarus clarkii (red swamp crayfish)
Lineage: Eukaryota; Metazoa; Arthropoda; Malacostraca; Decapoda; Cambaridae
Gene: NC2alpha
Product: negative cofactor 2 alpha
Biological process (GO): transcription by RNA polymerase II
Cellular component (GO): negative cofactor 2 complex; nucleus
Molecular function (GO): protein heterodimerization activity; core promoter sequence-specific DNA binding; RNA polymerase II general transcription initiation factor activity
Source: RefSeq, a predicted model, not a curated record